Aspergillus affinis is the source of this 1416-nucleotide messenger RNA. It is a transcript of the gene cp6, whose product is annotated as putative carboxypeptidase S1. The coding region runs from base 1 to 1416 and encodes 471 amino acids. NCBI's taxonomy places the organism in Eukaryota, Fungi, Ascomycota, Eurotiomycetes, Eurotiales, Aspergillaceae. The record is from RefSeq and is a predicted model, not a curated record. Gene Ontology annotation, cellular component: fungal-type vacuole. Gene Ontology annotation, molecular function: serine-type carboxypeptidase activity. Gene Ontology annotation, biological process: proteolysis. The transcript is spliced from 5 exons.
AUGCGAUUCUUCAACCUAGCAUGGCUGGUGCCGGUUGCCCUGGCGGUUCCUCACUUCGAUCGUUCGAAUACCGUGUCGACCGUCAAGCGUGAUGGCAUCACUUACAAUGUGUUCGAGCAUCGUGCGACCGGGUCGAAGCUCGAGUUCGUCAAGAACUCGGGCAUCUGCGAGACUACCCCGGGGGUGAACCAAUACUCCGGAUAUCUGUCGGUCGGAGAGAACAUGAACAUGUGGUUCUGGUUCUUCGAGUCUCGCAACGAUCCUAAAAAGGCUCCCCUCGCAGCAUGGUUCAACGGCGGCCCGGGCUGCUCAUCCAUGAUCGGACUCUUCCAGGAACAUGGACCCUGUCACUUUGUCGACGGUGAGAAGAAGCCGUCGCUAAACGAACACAGCUGGAACAACUAUGCCAACAUGCUGUACAUCGAUCAGCCGAUUGGUGUCGGCUUCUCCUACGGCACCAAUAAUGUCACCAGCACCGUGACGGCUGCUCCGUACGUGUGGAAAUUGCUUCAGGCAUUCUACGAUCAGUUCCCGGAAUACGAGAGCCGUGACUUUGGUCUUUUCACCGAGUCCUACGGAGGUCACUAUGGGCCCGAAUUCGCCUCCUAUAUCCAGGAGCAGAACAAGGCCAUCGAUUCUGGCUCUGUUGAGGGUCAGAAGAUCGACCUCGUCGCCCUCGGCAUCAACAACGGGUGGUUCGACACGGGCAUCCAGGAGCAGUCCUAUAUCGAGUUCGCCUACAACAACAGCUACCGCUCCUUGAUCUCCAAGAAGGAGCGUGACGGAUACCUCCAGAACCUCAAGGAUAUCUGUCUGCCGGCUGUGGACAAGUGCACUGAGACCGGAACGAAUGCUGCCUGUCGCGAGGCCUCUUCUACUUGCUACUCUACCGUCGAGGGCCCGAUCAUGCAGGCUGACGACUUCGAUGUGUACGAUGUGCGUCGGCCGUCGGAUGACCCCGAGCCCCCAUCGACUUACAGCGACUACCUGGCCGAUGAGGAGGUCAAGAAGGCCAUCGGAGCUCGGUCCAAAUACAGCGAAUGUGCCAACGCGGCGAGCACUAAGUUUGCGACCACCGGUGACAACCCUCGAUCUUUCGUGUCUGCUCUGUCCGAGGUCGUGCAGUCUGGCAUUUCCGUGCUUGUCUGGGCCGGUGACGCUGACUGGAUCUGUAACUGGGUUGGUAACUACGACGUGGCCAAUGCGGUCAAGUUUGAUGGCCAAGAUGAAUUCAAGGGCAAGUCGUUGAAGCCGUACACCGUCAACGGUACCGAGAAGGGAACCUUCAAGACGGUCGACAACUUCUCGUUCCUGCGUGUCUACGAAGCUGGUCAUGAAGUCCCUUACUAUCAACCGGAGGUUUCUUUACAGGCGUUCAAGCAGACUUUGCAGAAGAAGCCUAUCUCUUCGACUUAG